Molecule: messenger RNA, 474 nt
Organism: Haemonchus placei
Lineage: Eukaryota; Metazoa; Nematoda; Chromadorea; Rhabditida; Trichostrongylidae
Source: the annotation of a GenBank genome assembly
AUGUUCGCUCAUCCUCUCUGUUACAUGAUCGUGACUCCAACACAGCAGCUGCAGGUUAUGAAGCUGAUUCUGAUCUGCACCCUCCUUGAAAUUGCUCUCGCUUGUGUGUGGAAUGAUAAAACGUAUUCUGAUGGAGAGACACCAACUCAGUUUUCCUUGGCUGUAACAACAGCGUUGAAGGAGUUGACUAUGUACGCAACGCGAUAUGUAGUGUCCCUUGACCUUGUGCUUGGUCUCCUGCACCUUUGGACAAGCAAGGUGGCUUUCCAGGAGAGGAAGAUCGAUGGCAGUUUCAAGCUUAAAUGCACAUUUGGUAGCAGGGGAGGUUGGAGCACAUCAAUCAUUGCAUGUGUAACACCAAAAGGCACUGAGGUAGCUGUCGAUAGUCAGCUAAAUGAAGAUGACGUUGUAUACACAUGUAGCAAAGGAAGCAGUGAAGGUAGUGUCAAUUUCAACUUCAAGCUCAGUCAAUGA